Molecule: messenger RNA, 789 nt
Organism: Prunus avium (sweet cherry)
Lineage: Eukaryota; Viridiplantae; Streptophyta; Magnoliopsida; Rosales; Rosaceae
Source: RefSeq, a predicted model, not a curated record
AUGGGGUCUCGUUUGGUGUCUUUAAUUGUCAAAGAUAAAGUUCGUAACAAUCCUUUGGUAAGGCCUAUUGAGCUGAUUACUGAUUUGAACGAAAAUUAUGGAUUGGAUAUCCCUUAUCAUGUUGCGUGGUAUGGGAAGGAGUCGGUUACUAAGUAUUUACAUGGUGAUGAGGAGUUGUCUUAUGCUCACCUGCCUUGGUAUGUGGAUGUUUUGAAGGCCAGCAAUGUUGGAUCUCAUUGUGUGCUUGAUUGUGGUGAGGAUGGUUCUCGUUUCCAACAGAUCUUUAUAUGUUUCAAGGCCUCCAUUGAUGGUUUUCGAUGGUGUAGGCUUAUGCUGUUCAUUGAUGGUACUUUCGUCACAAACAAGUACAAGGGUACUCUUCUAGGAGCUAUUGCAAAGAAUGGAAAUAAAGGUAGGCAACUUACAUUCAUUUUUGAUAGGCAUGGUGCUAUUAUCGAUGUUGUUAGGACUGUUUUUCCUUCUUCUCCCCAUGGUUUUUGUCUAUAUCAUUUGAAAGACAAUUUGAAAAAGAAGUAUCCGCAUUCUGUUGGUUCCUUUUUCAAGGAUCAUAUUUUAUGGCUUUUUUGUAAGUUGUUGUAUGCACCGACUGUUAAGGAGGUGCGUAGGCCUCCAAUUUAUGAGCUGAUUGACACUAUUAGGAUCAAAAUGAUGGAUAUGAUUUCUAGGAGGAAGCUUGCAUCCGAGAAAUGGUGUAGUGUUUUGUGUUCGGUUAUUCAGGAUGAGUUGAAGAAUUUAGCUUCAAAGGGUCGUGAUAUGUCGCGUGAGUGA